GGAGAUUGAAGAACAGAGUGAAGUGGAGGAGAAAUAUCAUGUCAGACCUGAAGAAAAACCUUUGAGUUGUUCAAAGACUAAAACGACAUUUUCAAAGAAAACAGGAGCAAAGAAAUCUUUCACCUGCACUCAGUGUGGAAAAAGUUUUACAUACAAAUGUCAUUUUGAGCGUCACAUGAGAGUUCAUGCUGAAGAGAAGCCGUUCACAUGUGAUCAGUGUGGAAAGAGCUUCAUUAAAAAACAACGUUUGAAUAUUCACAUGAGAGUUCAUACAGGAGAGAAGCCGUUCACAUGUGAUCAAUGUGGGAAAAGUUUCUCACAAAAAGUACAUCUUACUGGUCACAUGACAGCUCACACAGGAGAGAAGCCACACACAUGUGAUCAAUGUGGGAAGAGGUUCUGUCUAACAUCAACCCUUAAAAAACACAUGAUGAUCCACACCGGAGAGAAGCCAUUCAUUUGUCAUCAAUGUGGGAAGAGAUUCCGUCAAUCAUCAAGCCUUAAAAAACACAUUAAGAUCCACACUGGAGAGAAACCAUUCAAAUGUGAUCAAUGCGGCAAAACAUUUAUUAGGGAAUCAACCUUAAAGAAACACCUGACAGUUCAUAUGAAGGAGAAGCCACAUUCAUGUUCUGUGUGUGGAAAGAGUUUUUCACUGUUACAAUAUUUACAUGUGCAUCAGAAAGUUCACAGUGCUGUAAGAGAUCAUGUGUGCUUUGAGUGUGAGAAGACGUUUGUUACAGCAAGCAAUUUAAAAAAGCAUCAGAGAAUUCACACUGGAGAAAAACCUUACAAGUGUUCACACUGUGACAUGAGAUUCAGUUAUUCAUCAUAUCUGAAAACACAUGAGAAGAUCCAUACUGGAGAAAAACCUUACAAGUGUUCAGUGUGACAUGAGAUUCAGUUAUUCAUCAUUUCUGAAAACACAUGAGAAGAUCCACACUGGAGAGAAACCUUACAUUGAUAAAGACAGUGCCUAUUUUAAAAAAUUUCUGAUGUUUUGGAGUUCGCUCAGCGCUCAUGUACCCCGCAGAGAACAGCCUUACCUCAGCUAGUCCUUCUGGCAUUUGCCACUGACUCUGUAGUGGUUAAACAUGAAAUAUAAUUCAUCUUUUGCAUAUUUAACAGGUGAUCUUUGGUCUCAUGAGUCUAUAUUUUGUUACCUGCCAAAUCAUUUUGGCUGAGGGCUUUAUAUAUUU
Messenger RNA from Megalobrama amblycephala (Wuchang bream), 1199 nucleotides. Its product is annotated as gastrula zinc finger protein XlCGF49.1-like. The record is from RefSeq and is a predicted model, not a curated record. Gene Ontology annotation, biological process: regulation of DNA-templated transcription. The transcript has a single exon. NCBI's taxonomy places the organism in Eukaryota, Metazoa, Chordata, Actinopteri, Cypriniformes, Xenocyprididae. Gene Ontology annotation, molecular function: RNA polymerase II cis-regulatory region sequence-specific DNA binding; DNA-binding transcription factor activity, RNA polymerase II-specific. Bases 176 to 892 code for a protein of 238 amino acids.